Messenger RNA from Asparagus officinalis (garden asparagus), 1328 nucleotides. Its product is annotated as amino acid transporter ANT1-like. Gene Ontology annotation, cellular component: vacuolar membrane. Gene Ontology annotation, molecular function: amino acid transmembrane transporter activity. NCBI's taxonomy places the organism in Eukaryota, Viridiplantae, Streptophyta, Magnoliopsida, Asparagales, Asparagaceae. The record is from RefSeq and is a predicted model, not a curated record. The transcript has 3 exons. Bases 22 to 1308 code for a protein of 428 amino acids. Gene Ontology annotation, biological process: amino acid transmembrane transport.
GGUUCUCCCAGAUAGAUAGAGAUGGAUUAUAGAGAAAGAGAAGGGAGAGGUAGCCCAUUGCUUGAAGAAUCAAGACCAAAUAGAAAAGCAACGCCAGCACAAACCCUAGGCAACGUUCUUGUGUCCGUGCUCGGCACGGGCGCUUUGGGCCUUCCUUAUGCUUUUAGGGUUGCAGGUUGGUUAUCUGGUUCUCUCGCCCUCGUCGUUGCUGCCAUUGCCAUGUAUUACUCCAUGCUUCUCCUUGUACAAUGUAGAAAAAAGAUAGAAGAGGAUGCACAAGAUGACAUGCCACAAUCGCAAACCUACGGAGAUGUAGGAGCUAAGGCCUUUGGAUUAACUGGUCGCUUUAUCACUGAAUUUCUUAUCCUUGUAUCCUACAUCGGAAGCUCUGUCGCAUACUUUCUCUUUGUGGGCCAAAAUCUCUCCUCAGCACUCAACUCCUUCACUACUACACAUUAUUACCCCCCUUCGUCCUUCAUAUUUUUCUUCAUCCUCCCUUUACAAAUCGCUCUCUCCUUCAUCCGCUCCAUCUCCCUUCUUUCUCCUUUUAGCGCCUUUGCUACUCUUUGCAAUGUAUUUGCCAUGUUUAUCGUGAUGAAGGAAGACGCGGAAAGGCUUGUGGACAAAGGAUUUGAUUCUAGGAUAGCUUUUAAAGGAUUGGGGGCUAUACCUUUUGUUUUGGGAGUUGCAGUUUAUAGUUUGGAUGGCUCUGGAAUGACUCUACCACUUGAGGCUUCGAUGUCUAAGAGGAGGAAGUUUCCAACGGUUCUGUUGCAGGCAUUUGUUGUGGUUGUGCUUCUGAGUAUAUGCUUUGGGGUUUCUGGUUAUAUGGCUUAUGGUGAAGAGACAGAAGAGAUAAUUACCCUGAAUCUUCCUAAUAAUUGGUCUGCAUUGAGUGUUAAGUUGUGCCUCUGUGUUUCUAUCGCAUUCGUCUUCCCGAUGUCUGUUCAUCCCAUCCACGAGAUCACAGAGAGGAAGCUCAUUUCAAGCCCAUGGUCUCAAAAGAUCUGUGGAAAUUCACAGGCCAAAGGUUGGUUGCUCUCUCAGAUUUCUCGCAUUCUCGUGGUCGUGGCCUUAGCCAUUUUGGCUACCUCGGCCUCAGGCUUCGCUCAACUGAUGUCACUUACAGGAGGCACCGUCUGUUCUCUGCUUUCUUUUGUUCUUCCUGCGUCAUUUCAUCUAAAGCUUAUGAGUUCUUCCCUCAAAUUCUGGCAGAAGAUGAUUGAUUACUUCUUACUCUUUGUGGGGUUUGCGUUUGCUUUCUAUAGUACUUAUCGCGCUAUUUUUGGCUGUGCCGUUGGUUCAUAAUUGUGAUCUUCCUGUAUGGA